Molecule: messenger RNA, 2296 nt
Organism: Lathyrus oleraceus (garden pea)
Lineage: Eukaryota; Viridiplantae; Streptophyta; Magnoliopsida; Fabales; Fabaceae
Product: pentatricopeptide repeat-containing protein At5g47360
Exons: 1
Coding region: 381-1814 (477 amino acids)
Molecular function (GO): protein binding
Source: RefSeq, a predicted model, not a curated record
AUUUUUUGUUAACUAAUUUAAAAAAAAAAAAACUCUAUUUCAAUUUUUGUAGGUAUAUAUUCUUUUCUCAUGUAAUUAAAAAUUAAAAAAAAAGCCUAAACCCUCUUUGCAACACAGAGGCCAGUUCCACCACUCAUCGUCUCUACCUCACCGCAUCGCACCAGCCACGGCGGAAACAGAGAAAUCACCGUUAAUCCCACCACCUCUUCCAUCCUCUGAACCACCGCUGAAACAUAUUACAUGCUCGUCGGAGAACUCUGAACUGUGCACUGUCAGAGGGUGGAAGGUGCGAUUUGGUGUGAAGAGACCAUAGUAAGGUUUGGUGAGACUACUUAAUCUAAUGCUGAGUAAUUACCAUCCCUAAAUUUUAUCAUCACCCAAUGCACCAUUUUGUAAAAAUUCGAUCUUUUUCAUGCUUUCAAACUCUCAAAAUCUUUCCUUUCUCAACCCAACAAAUGGGUAUGGCUUCAAUUGCUGAUACACUUUAUACCCAUCUCAAUAAAAACAAUGGCAUUAAUAUUGAGAAUUCAUUGUCCAAGACUAAACCCAAAUUGGACUCUCAAUGUGUUAUCCAAGUUCUUAGUAAGUGCUGUCCUAAACAAUCUGAGUUGGGUGUUAGGUUUUUUAUUUGGGCUGGAUUUCAACCUGGGUAUAGGCAUAGUGGUUAUAUGUAUAGGAAAGCUUGCAACUUGCUUGUGAUUGAUAAGAAUUCUCAUGUUAUUUGUAAUUUGAUUAAGUCUUAUGAGUCAGAAGGGUGUGUUGUUAAUGUUAAUAUGUUUAGGGAGGUUUUGAAGCUGUGUAAAGAGGCUCAGCUUGUUGAUUUGGCUUUGUGGGUGUUGAGGAAAAUGGAGGAUUUUGGUUUGCAACCGGAUACGGUGAUGUAUAAUGUAGUUAUAAGGUUGUUUUGCAAGAAGGGUGAUGUUGAAAUGGCGGAGAAGUUGAUGGGGGAGAUGAGUUUGAAUGAUCUUUGUCCGGAUUUGAUUACGUAUAUGACUAUGAUUGAGGGGUUGUGUAAUGCGGGUCGGUUGGAGGAAGCUUAUUCCAUGCUCAAGGUUAUGAGAGUUCAUGGUUGUUCACCUAAUUCGGUUGUUUUUUCGGCUAUUUUGGAUGGGUUAUGUAGGUGUGGAUCAAUGGAAAGGGCAUUGGAAUUGUUGGAUGAAAUGGAGAAAGGUGGGGAUUGUUGUCCUAAUGUUGUUACUUAUACAUCUUUGAUUCAAAGUUUCUGUAAGAGACGACAGUGGACGGAAGCGUUGAAUAUUCUUGAUAGAAUGAGAGCUUUUGGUUGCCUUGCUAAUCAUGUUACUGUUUUUACAUUGAUUGAGAGUCUUUGUACUGAAGGCCGUGUAGAAGAAGCAUACAAGUUGGUUGAUAGAUUUGUGGUCGAACAUUGUGUCUCACGUGGUGAUUGCUACAGUUCACUAGUGAUUUCUUUGAUAAGGAUAAAGAAACUUGAGGAAGCCAAGAAGCUCUUCAAGGAAAUGCUUGCUGGUGAGAUCAAACCCGACACUUUGGCGUCUAGCCUUUUGCUAAAGGAGUUUUGUUUGAAGGAUAGAGUACUUGAUGGAUUCUACUUGCUUGAUACAAUUGAGAAUAUGGGAUUCUUGUCUUCCAUCGACUCUGAUAUUUAUUCUAUUCUUUUAAUUGGCCUUUGUCGAAAAAACCACUUGACGGAGGCCACAAAGCUCGUGAAAAUAAUGCUGAAGAAAGCGGUUCCUCUAAGGCCUCCCUACAGAGACACUGCAGUUGACAUCCUAAGAAAAUACGGAGAAACAGAUCUUGUGAACCAGUUGACUGGUAUAAACAAGAAACUUUGAUAAUUUUGUUACAAAAGAGGUUGGGAAUUUUGAUAAUUUAUACCAGUCAACUUUGAUAGUUUUGGCCGCUUGGUGACUUGCUGGUCAAGGUUUGAAGAAGACGAUGGAAAAGUUUUGGUCUAUGGUGCCUCACCAUUACAUUAGUAGAGUUGCAACUUGCAAUAAGCAGGCUAAUCUAACGGUUAGUAAUAAUUGUCCAACCGGACCAAAUAUGACGGUGGUGUAUGGUAGAUGCUACAGUAGGUAGGUUAGUUUAUUGUCAUGUCAAAGAUUGUCUAACAAUGUACACAUGGAUAUAGUCUAGUUAGUCUAACGAACAUACUUCAGUUACAUCUCAGUUAAAUGAUGUGAUUCUGUUAGUCUUAUCUAUUUUUCUUCUUUUAGUUUAUAGAACAGGAUUGUGUUUCUUGUAUGAAUAUCAUUGUUACCAUCAUAAUACGGUGAAAUCUAAUUGUUUCAGUGAACUUCAUACAAAUUUCUCA